This is a messenger RNA of Raphanus sativus (radish), 801 nucleotides long. RefSeq names its product sm-like protein LSM4. The record is from RefSeq and is a predicted model, not a curated record. NCBI's taxonomy places the organism in Eukaryota, Viridiplantae, Streptophyta, Magnoliopsida, Brassicales, Brassicaceae. The transcript is spliced from 7 exons. Gene Ontology annotation, molecular function: U6 snRNA binding. Gene Ontology annotation, cellular component: U6 snRNP; spliceosomal tri-snRNP complex; P-body. Gene Ontology annotation, biological process: spliceosomal snRNP assembly; mRNA splicing, via spliceosome; P-body assembly. Bases 150 to 539 code for a protein of 129 amino acids.
UUGACCUAAAAGACCACCGAUCGAAUUAGAGACCCCCCCUUCUACUGUCUGAAUCCAAACAAGGUUUCUCUCUUUGUUAGGGUUUUGUUCUGUUUCCUCUAUUGGUUCUUCCGUUCUUUACGGAUCUCUAAAUCGUCUGAUCCGAGAAGAUGCUUCCUCUUUCGCUACUCAAGACUGCUCAAGGACAUCCCAUGCUUGUGGAGCUUAAGAAUGGAGAGACCUACAAUGGGCAUUUAGUAAAUUGCGAUACAUGGAUGAACAUCCAUCUGCGUGAAGUAAUCUGCACAUCAAAGGACGGAGACAGGUUUUGGAGGAUGCCGGAAUGUUAUAUCCGUGGUAACACUAUCAAGUACCUUCGAGUUCCGGAUGAGGUGAUUGAUAAAGUACAGGAGGAGAAGACCCGCACAGAUAGAAAACCACCAGGGGUUGGACGUGGAAGAGGACGUGGCGUGGAUGAUGGAGGGGCCAGAGGCCGAGGCAGAGGUGCUCCAAUGGCGAAGAUGACUGGCAACAGAGGAGCAGGGCGUGGACGUGGUUGACUCAACAACUUAUGAAGGACAAACAUCUGUGUGUGUUUUUUAUCUGGCUCAGCUUCUCUUGCUGCCGCUUGUUGCUGCACUUAGUUUGAUUAUAUUAUAAGUGGAUGCUUUUACAAUGUGAUUGACUGUUUUUUUUUUCAUGCUUAUAUUUCAUCCAGCAGUUGUUAAUUUGUCUGUUCAAAGGGAUGAGUUUUUUUACCAUCUCUGCAUAUAUAAAAUUAAUCGUAAUGUGCUGAAUAUUAGAUUUGAGCUGUUCUAAGCU